This is a messenger RNA of Parasteatoda tepidariorum (common house spider), 1998 nucleotides long. RefSeq names its product complement C2. Lineage: Eukaryota; Metazoa; Arthropoda; Arachnida; Araneae; Theridiidae. Gene Ontology annotation, biological process: proteolysis. The record is from RefSeq and is a predicted model, not a curated record. Gene Ontology annotation, molecular function: serine-type endopeptidase activity.
GUUUAGAAAUCGGAAGCAUAAGAGGAAACGUGAUUUCCUUCCUAUUUUCACUCCACUUACCAUUUCUACUCUGACGCAGUCAAAAUAAUGUUAAUCCCGCUGCUGUUGCUGCUCAUGUGCUUUCAGCAUGCUGUGACUAAGAAGUGUUCCCCCUUCCCACACGCUAUCCUGGAAAAUGGUCAUGUGUCUGUUUUAGGAGAUCAGAAGUUCCUAUUCCAGUGUGAUUCCGGAUUCUUCCUGGCAUCCCCACCUCUCGUCAGAUGCUGGAAAGGAAAAUGGUCAUCCACAAAGACCCCCAAAUGCAUAAAAUCGGAGGGAAUGUGCGAAGAACCAACAGCCAUAUCAAACGGGGAAAUCCAUGGAUCCGAGAGAAGCGUGGGUUCUACUGUGCAGUAUAUGUGUCAGCCAGGAUUUUUGCUGCUCGGUGAAGGGUCAAGGGAAUGCCUGCCGGGUGGACACUGGAGUGGAAUCACGCCCGCAUGCAUGGAGGAAUCGGAGCCCAUACAGAAAGUUGCUGACAGAUUGAAAGAACAUUUUGUCUCCAAUCUCUCUACCUCCAAUGAAUCGAUUCCACAGGGUCGUCUUCUAGAUUCAAAUUCUCUGCAUCAUGGCCUCGAAUUAGUAAUUCUGAUCGACCGUUCCAGCAGUAUUGAUCCAGAAGAUUUUGAGACAGCAAUCAAUUUCGUCAAGUUUCUUAUGCAGGAGUUCGGAGUUCGAAAUGGGAACACCAGCAUAAGUGGAACGAGAGUGGCAAUAUUGACUUUUGGCUCAAAAGUAGACUUGCUCUUCAACUUGGAUAAUUCAAGCAUCACCGGACCCAUUGCAGCUUAUGAAGCCUUGGAUACUGUGCAGGAUGGAGGGGGCGGAACAGCGCUGGAAGCCGCCCUCACUAGCGUCUUCACUCUGCUGUCGCCCCUUCGUGAGAAAGCCAAGAAGGCUAUCUUCCUGAUGACGGACGGAGAACCGAACAUCGGAACACCUGGUAUAACUCCAGAAGAUGUGGCCAUACAGUUAAAAGAUGCAGGAGGUUUCGAGAUCUUCACGAUGGGCGUGGGUCGAGGCAUCAACAGAAAAUUGCUGUCCAGCCUGGCAUCUCAACCUCUGCUCAGUCAUGUCUUCAUUCUUGAUAAGUACUCCGACCUGAGAAGUAUUAUGAAAGCGAUCACGGACACUCCCAUCAAAGCAGGAGGUGGUGUGAUCAGUUCUUGCGGUUACAUAAAGGACUCGAGUUUUCACUUAAAGAAGUGGCCAUGGAUGGCAGCCAUCUACGUUGGUUCAUCUCCGGAACUGCGAUUCUGUACCGGAACACUAAUAUGCAGUGAUUGGAUUCUUACCUCUGCCUCAUGCUUCAAUCGAACCCUCACUGAAGAGCCAGUGUUCAUUGUUUUUGGAGAGAAUAAUAUAGUACAGGAUGAGAAACAUCAAAUGAAUUUCUAUGCUACAAGAGUUGUACUUCAUCCUAAUUACAGUCCGCUCGACCCAGUGCACGACAACUUGGCUCUCUUACAAUUGAAUUCCCCAAUUCCUCUCAAAAGAUUCCGACCAGUUUGCCUCCCACCUACAGGUAAAACUGUCCCGCUGCACAUGGAUCUUAAUAUCAAUGCUUCGAUUGCUGGUUGGAGUCUUCCCCCCCAGCUCGAUUCGAAUGGCCACAUAGAUGGCAGCACUCACCUCUUCAACAGAGUCACCGUCACUGUGGAACUAGCAGAGCAGCAUGAAUGUAGACGGAUCGUAGGAAGGGCAUUCAGUGAGAAUUUAUUCUGUGCAGGAUUUGGGAAGAAGGUUUGCGCUGGAGAUCCGGGUUCUCCUGUCAUUGUUGUGGAUCCCUCAACUCAGCUGCAUCACAUCAUCGGAGUUUUGGACGGGAGGGAGAAGUGUGCUGAACUGGGACUCAAUUACUACACUGAACUCACCGGAUACAUUCCUUGGAUAGAUGACGUCAUAGACAGGUGUCAUUCCAAACACAUUCAUCUGUAAACAAUAAAAUACUCAGGAUAA